Messenger RNA from Sphenostylis stenocarpa, 282 nucleotides. Lineage: Eukaryota; Viridiplantae; Streptophyta; Magnoliopsida; Fabales; Fabaceae. The record is from the annotation of a GenBank genome assembly.
AUGGGGGAUAAAGCGGGUGGUGGUGCGGGCGGUUUGGGCCGCGACUCUGUCGGAUGGAGGUUGGACGGCCGAAGGCGUGGUGGGUCACGGUGGCUCUAUAUAGGGGCGUGGCGCGGUGGAAACCACGGAAGAGAGCGAGAUGCAGAGAAAACAGCCACAAGGGUGGCGCACGGUGAGGUGGCGGUGGAGGUCGAGGUCGCGGUGACUCCGGAUUUUGGCAGGCGACCGGAGAUGAGUGGUUAUGGUUCAAGUGAAAGAGAUGGGGCGCAAAUGGGAGGCUAG